ACUACUGAGGAAGAUCAGCUCAAAGAUAGGCUGGAGCAGUUGAGAUGCCAUUUUACAUGGAAGUUGCAAAUUCAAGAUGCUGAAAUGACUGAUUUAGAAAACAGGGUCUUUGAUGAAAUUGAGUUCCUAGACACAGAAUGUAGUGUGGUGAUGCACAACCUACUGGCCUAUGUGAAACACCUGGAAGGCCAGAAUAAGGAAGCCCUGCAGAGCUUGAAACAAGCUGAAGACUUAAUCCAGACAGAACAGGAUGGCCAAGCACACGUGAGAAGACUGGUUACCUGGGGCAACUAUGCCUGGUUGUGUUACCACUUGGGCCGACUGGAGGAAGCCCAGAUGUAUUUGGACAAGGUGGAAAGCACUUGCAAGGAGUUUGCCAGCCUCUCCUGCUACACAGUGGACAGUCCAUACAUGGACUGUGAGGAAGGAUGGGCCUUGCUGAAGUGUGGAGGAAAGAACUACGAACGGGCUAAAGCCUGCUUUGAAAAGGCUCUGGAAGUGGACCCUGAACACCCAGAAUUCAACACUGGGUAUGCAAUUGCUGUCUCUCGUCUGGAUGGCUUCAUCAAAGUGUCACAUUCUGGUCAGGCAUUUUGUCUGCAACCCCUCAAACGGGCCAUCGAGCUAAAUCCAGAGGAUGCAUAUAUGAAAGCACUCCUUGCUGUGAAGCUUCAGGACAUUGGACAAGAAGCUGAGGGAGAGAAGUACAUUGAAGAAGCACUGACCAGCAUGUCUUCUCAAACCUAUGUCUAUCGAUAUGCAGCCAAGUUUUACCGAAGAAAAGGCUCUGUAGAUAAAGCUCUUCACUUCUUAAAAAUGGCUUUGGAGAAAACACCCUCCUCUGCCUUCCUGCAUCACCAGGUAGGGCUUUGCUACAAGGCACAAAUGAUUGAAAUGAAGGAAGGUAACACUUGGAAGCACAGAGGAAGGGAUGAAGAAAAUUUCCACAGAUUAGUUCAGAAGGCUAUCUGUGAAUUUGAAAAGGCUUUGGAGUUAAGGCCCGGAUUUCACAUGGUAUAUAUCGACCUGGCUGAGAUGUAUGCAGAAAUGGGCCACCACAGAAAGGCUGAGGAUAUUUUUCAGAAGCUGUUGAGCAUGGGGAUCUUUCAUGAUCAUCUACACCAAAAUAUUCAUUUCCGCUAUGGCCGAUUUCAAGAAUUUCACGUGAAAUCUGAAGUCAAUGCAGUUAUCCAUUAUUUAAAAGCAAUAAACAAAGGAAACUCAUCAUUUGUAAGGAAUAAGAGUCUCAAUGCUUUGGAGAAAUUGGUUUUAAGGAAACUUCGAAGAAAUGGAGCAGACAUAGAAAACUUGAGCAUCCUCGGGUUUGUCUACAAAUUGAAAGGAGAAAUGCAUGAAGCCCUGGAGUGGUACGAGCGGGCCCUGAGGCUGGCUGCUGGCUCUGAGAACUCUGUGGGACCUGUUCCUUAGACUCUGAAAUACACACUGCUUUCACAUUCCGUCUGAUUUGAGCUCAACAUGCGCUAACCAUCUUCUCUGUGUGCUACCUUCAGAGACAUGUAUUUUAUUUCACCCCCAUCCAGCAGGAAAGCAUGUCUAUGAAAUCUUCUGUAAGGCAAAAUGCCCUAAAUCAAACAGGCAAUUACCUUAGGAGAUAUUUUGCAAAUGUGAUGGAGCUGAAGCACAGAGGCUCACAGACAACUCACAGCUGUGGCAGUUUCAAGCUGAGCUGCGGAGUGUAGCUCCUGGGGAAGGAGCUCAGUGGCUGGGGUAGGGCGCAGCCUCUAGAGAGGCUCUGUGCAAAAUAAACAAUGAGCAUUAUUCUUUUUGCCCUUUUUCACAAAGGUGAAAACUCUCUUGGAAACUUUCAAUUUGCAAACAAGUACUAAUGUAUGUGUGUUGUAAAAGCAAAUGGUGUGAAGCAAAGUUUUGAAAAGGGAGCACACCUGGAGCUGCUUCUCUUCCAAGGAAGGCAUCACUUGGAAGAGGCACUGGGUCAUCCAGGACUUGAUGCUGCUCCUGGGGUACACUGGCAGGUGUGCUGAUGGAUAUCCUGGGAGGCCUUGGGGUUCUCAAGCUGUCAAUCA
Molecule: messenger RNA, 2045 nt
Organism: Phyllostomus discolor (pale spear-nosed bat)
Lineage: Eukaryota; Metazoa; Chordata; Mammalia; Chiroptera; Phyllostomidae
Product: interferon-induced protein with tetratricopeptide repeats 1-like
Exons: 1
Coding region: 85-1428 (447 amino acids)
Biological process (GO): defense response to virus
Cellular component (GO): cytosol
Molecular function (GO): protein binding; RNA binding
Source: RefSeq, a predicted model, not a curated record